Messenger RNA from Plectropomus leopardus (leopard coralgrouper), 2202 nucleotides. NCBI's taxonomy places the organism in Eukaryota, Metazoa, Chordata, Actinopteri, Perciformes, Serranidae. The record is from RefSeq and is a predicted model, not a curated record.
GCGGGUUUGUUUUGGUUAGCUAAAUGAGAGGACCGCGGCCGAGUUUUUAAUCGAUUAUCGGUGAAUUAUCAUGAUUCACGAGCUGCUGUUGGCGCUGAGCGGUUACCCGGGGACUAUUUUCACAUGGAACAAACGGACCGGUCUGCAGGUGUCCCAGGACCUGCCCUUCCUGCACCCCAGUGAGACCAGUGUCCUCAACCGGCUCUCUAAACUGGGCUCAGAUUACAUCCGCUUCACUGAAUUCAUAGAGCAACACACCGGCCAUGUGCACCAACAAGAGCAUCACACGAAUCAGCCCAACCAGACGGGACUUUAUGGGAUUUACCUGCGGGCUUUCUGCACCGGGCUGGACUCGAUCCUGCAGCCGUACAGACAGGCUCUGCUGGACCUCGAACAGGAGUUCCUUGGAGAUCCACAUCUGACAAUAUCUCAUGUGAAUUACAAGCUCGAUCAGUUCCAGCUGCUGUUUCCGUCUGUGAUGGUGGUGGUGGAGUCUAUAAAAUCACAGAAGAUCCACGGCUGUCAGAUCCUGGAGACGGUGUACAAGCACAGCUGUGGGGGGCUUCCUCCCGUCCGCAUGGCCUUAGAGAAGAUUCUUGCUGUGUGUCACGGUGUGAUGUACAAGCAGCUCGCGGCCUGGAUGCUUCACGGUUUGCUGCUCGACCAAAGCGAGGAGUUCUUCGUGAAGCAGGGGCCCAGCGCAGGAGGAGCCGCCGCCAACCAGGAGGAGGAGGAGGAGGACCUGGGGCUGGGAGGCCUGAGCGGGAAACAGCUCCGAGAGCUGCAGGACCUGCGGCUGAUCGAGGAGGAGAACAUGCUGGCUCCGUCUCUGCAGCAGUUCUCCCUGCGGACGGAGAUGCUGCCGUCUUACAUCCCCAUCAGAGUGGCUGAGAAGAUCCUCUUUGUCGGAGAGUCCGUGCAGAUGUUUGAAAACCACAACCACAGUCCGUCCAGAGCCGGCUCCAUACUGAAGCACCAGGAGGACAUGUUUGCUGCUGAGCUGCACCGACUCAAACAGCAGCCGCUCUUCAGUUUGGUGGAUUUUGAGAAUUUGAUUGAUCGCAUCAGGAGCACAGUGGCCGAGCAUCUCUGGACGUUGAUGGUGGAGGAGUCCGAUCUGCUCGAACAGCUGAAGAUCAUCAAAGACUUCUACCUGCUGGGUCGCGGCGAGCUCUACCAGGUUUUUAUUGACCUCGCGCAGCACAUGCUGAAGACGCCGCCGACCGCCGUCACAGAGCACGACGUGAACGUGGCCUUUCAGCAGGCAGCUCAUAAGGUGCUCCUGGACGACGACAACCUGCUGCCUCUGCUGCACCUCACUGUGGACUACCAGGGCAAAGACAGCAAAGAGACGACGGGCCCCAGAGACGGAGCCACGCCUCCACAGGACACGUCCCCCCGUGAGGUCCCCCCCACAGGCUGGGCGGCGCUCGGUCUCACCUACAAGGUCCAGUGGCCGCUGCACAUCCUCUUCACUCCCGCCAUCCUGGAGAAGUACAACGUGGUGUUCAGGUACCUGCUGAGCGUGCGGCGCGUGCAGUCGCAGCUGCAGCACUGCUGGGCGCUGCAGAUGCAGAGGAAGCACCUCAAGUCCAGCCAGACGGACGCUGUGAAGUGGAGGCUACGCAACCACAUGGCGUUCCUGAUCGACAACCUGCAGUAUUAUUUACAGGUGGACGUCCUGGAGUCUCAGUUCUCUCAGCUGCUGCAGCAGAUCAACUCCACCAGAGACUUCGAGAGCAUCAGACUCGCCCACGACCACUUCCUCAGCAACCUGCUCGCCCAGUCCUUCAUCCUGCUGAAACCGGUUUUCCACUGUCUGAACGAGAUCCUCGAGCUGUGUUUGAACUUCUGCUCGUUGGUCAGUCAGAGCGUAGCGUCACUGGACGAGAGGGGAACUGCUCAGCUGGAUAUUUUGGUCAAGGGCUUCAGGCGACAGUCCUCUUUACUUUUCAAGAUCCUUUCGAGUGUCAGAAACCAUCAGAUAAACUCCGAUCUGGCUCAGCUGCUGCUGCGUCUAGACUACAACAAAUAUUACACCCAGGCUGGAGGCACUUUGGGCAGUGUUUGAGAGGAGCGCAGUCCAUCAGAAACAAACCAACACCUCAGCAUACAACCCUCGUAUGAACUGUAAAUAUGGAGAAUCUCAUUGUGUGCACGAUUUCCUGUCAAGACAAUAAACUCCAGUCAAUUAAAUUGAAA